AUGGGGUUUAAUGCUGUAUACUUCAGGAUAUGCAAGCAUAUGAUGAGAUCUAAGACAUCGCCCCAACAACCAGAGGACGCUGGAGACUUGGAUGAAAGUGACAAGCAAGACGACAUGAUAUGCAAGCAUAUAAUGAGAUCUAAGACAUCGCCCCAACAACCAGAGGACACUGGAGACUUGGAUGAAAGUGACAAGCAAGACGACAUGUGA
Ilex paraguariensis (yerba mate) is the source of this 210-nucleotide messenger RNA. The record is from the annotation of a GenBank genome assembly. NCBI's taxonomy places the organism in Eukaryota, Viridiplantae, Streptophyta, Magnoliopsida, Aquifoliales, Aquifoliaceae.